Vicugna pacos (alpaca) is the source of this 3083-nucleotide messenger RNA. Lineage: Eukaryota; Metazoa; Chordata; Mammalia; Artiodactyla; Camelidae. The record is from RefSeq and is a predicted model, not a curated record.
GGGAGGCACAGCAUAAUGUUCCACUCCCCCGUCCCCCUGACCAUUAGGAAGGCAGUGAGGACUGCGGUACCUGAUCACGCAGAGCUGGGUGUGCCUGCCGUGGAUUCUUCUGAAAAAUAUCCUCACUUGAAGCCUGCAGUUGGAGUGAAAGAUUCUGUUCCUAAUAAUACAAGAGAAAUGAAGACUUUACAAACAUUCAAAUCAGCAGACCUAGACUUACAAAGGACAUGUGAGGAAGAGCAAGAAAGACUUGAUGGAAGUGAAAAUAAGCACUCACAGGAUACAUGUGUUUUACGAGCACGUACUGUGAAAGAAAAGAAAUCUGAAGGUCAAAUCAAGCGGAUUAAUCUUUCACUUGUGCAUCUGCAAAAAACGCCUAGAGAACCAGAAGUGAAUAAGGAACAUGACAGAAAGGACAUACCUGUAUCUUCAAAACAUUCUUGUGUGAAGAAGCACGAGGACAUGUGGGUCAAACAAGGCAAAUUAGACUGGAAAAAUAAUUCCGAAUUUAUCACAAAGAAGUCAAAUCAGAAAAUCAGUAAAAUCCAUGAAGAAUGCAAAAUUACUUGUCAUCGUAAGGUGGAGUCACUACAUGACAGCUCGGAACUACAUGGUGACUUAAAGGAACUACCUCCCAGUGUGACAGAUAAUAUAUUUGAUUGUGAGGAAAAAGAUGCACCUGGAGCCUCUGUCUCUGUAGGAUCCCAGGCAUUCUCUGAACACAAAGAGCCCAGUCUUGAAAAUGUUUUUCCAUCUUAUUCCAAGUCUGAGUCAACAGAGUAUCGUUGCCAGUCAUCUUCAAAACUUUAUUUAAAUGAAAAUAAGUUAGAUGAACAUGACAAACCAGGCACUGAACAUGUUUUUAACAAAAAUGAGGAGAGUUUUUAUAAUAGAGAAAAUGAAGUAAGGAACCGAGUUCCAUUUACAGUGAAUGAAGACCAAGAACUUGAUACAAAAAGAAUACAAAAAAGGAACCAAAAUACUCACUGGAAAUCAGACAUUGGACGUGCACCUCAGCUUUCCCUGAAGGUUGAAGUAGAAGAGAACAGAAGCAAAAGUGGUGAACUGAAAGGAUCAGAAACCAUAUGUGAUGGCAGUUAUCAUGAAGGAUUAACUCAGCAGAGGAAGAGGGGAAAAACUGAUGACCAGCAGUUUCCUGCUCUGCAGAAAGGAGAUUCUGAUAGUAGGUGUCCUGGCUUGCAUAUGAAGGGAGUAAAGAAGAAUGAAAGUGGAAAACGGACAUUAAAAGCAUCUGUGACUUCACGUGUAUUUGCAAAGACCACCUCACUGGCUGGUGGUCUCCUACACGUGAAUGACAACAGCAGUUUAAGUGAAGGAGAUCAAGGUUGUGGCAGGUCUUCAAAGAAAAUGUCUACUAAAAAGGACAAGGUCAAAGAGCGGCUUAAUUCUGUGGAUGACCUCCAUGACUUAACUCUGGCACCGGAAACAGCUUCUGAGGAUCCCAAGUCGCUUUACCCUAACUGUAAGAAUACCCUGAGGCUAAUCGAACAAAUUGGCCCGGAGAGUAAAGAUUCUGAUAGGUUAUUGAAAAUUGAGGAUCCAGUUCAUUCAUUCAGAUCAAUAGAACUGAAAGAAUCUGACUGUGCACUACUUCGAGGAGAAAUUAAAAAAAAGGAAAAUAAGGUGAACUGGCUACAGACAGAGCUGUUGAAAACAAGAGAAGCAGAAUCACAGUUAAAACUUCAAAAUGUGAAGUGGGAACAAGAGCUCUGCAGCAUGAGAUUCACAUCAAAACAAGAAACAAAGAAGAAGAAAAAUGCUUAUAUAUUAUAUGGUAAAACUAAAGAUGAUUUAAAAAGAAAAGAGAAAGAAUACGAUGAGCAAGUUUCCGCGAACCAACAACUUGAAAGCACUGCCCGAGCACUAGAAUGCAAACUGAAGAGCAUAAGGAAUAAACCAAAUCAGGUUUUAGAAGCGCGAAAUGACGCUCAGAGACAACUUUCUCGAGAGCAGAAUGCCAGAGUAAUACAAGAUGAAAUCUCGGCCCAUCAUCUUUCUCAACAAAAGGAGGCAGAAAAGGCUAAUAAAAUGAAUGCUGAGGACACAAUGGAUUUUGAGCUGUCUGACCCAAAAGAUAACAGCGAGGUGCUUCCUCAGCAACUUCUUGAAGCUGAAAGUCAAUUCCGUGGCCAAGAAAUUGAGCUCCAUCCCAGGAGAGAUGCUCUUAGACCAACGACAUUGGUAGUAGAAUGUGUGCGUAGAGACCGAGGCCAAGCCCAGCGUUCAAACAAGGAAACUGAACCCUUGUCUCAGAGCAAACAAGAGGAAGUCAACAAAUACAUUGGAAACCAGGCAUUCUUGGAGGAGAGAGUAUUCGAACUACAAACUGAAAACAUGUUGCUCCUACAGCAACUGGAUGUUGCUCAAAAUGAGGCCAAAAGUAAAAAGACAAUACUUAAUAUCCCAGAGCCGUUUCAGGAUCACGUGGGAAAACUUGAGGCCAUGAGCAGACGAGUUCUGAUGCUGGAGGAAGGAAACAAGGAGUUAAUCGAUGAAUGCCUACAUGUAAAAGACAGACUGUAUCAGUAUGAAACUGACAGAGCAGAAAUGGAAGCCUGUAUGAGACAGCUUCAGCAAGAGCUGACUGACACCCGAAAGAAAGUGUCCAUGUUGGAAGCUUCCCUGGAGGUGACAGCACAUCAUCAGCCUAAUUCAGAAAAUGAGAAACAGGAUUCAGAGAGGAAAUCACAUCAAACUGCGAACCCAAAUGGUGAUCUUCCAGCAAAAGUGGAAUCUAUGUCUUCAGUACUUCUCCAUUUUGAGUGCAGAAACUCAACUUUUUCUAAAGGAGUUAUUUAUGAAAGAAUUGCAAAAGAAAUCUGACACACUGGAGGAAGAGAAAAAGCAGUUGGAAGAAGAAGUAGUGCAUCUCAGGCGUCACCUAGAAAUGAACGCAGUGGAACACAGUCCAGUGGAGCUGUACAAAUGGGAGACUGAGGAGCAAGAAAGACGGGAUGUAGUGGAAAAACUGAAAAAACUCAGUCAAGUCAUGCGGUACAAACAGGAGACUGAAGAGCAAGCAAGACGGGAUAUUGCAGAAAAAUUGGAAGAACUCAGCCAGU